AUGACCCAGGAACUCUAUCGGCUCUCGACAAGAGUUCCGCAAUCUGCCCAGCGACAGGUUUUCCGGGAGAGAAGCCGAAACGAGUACGGGGAUGCCCUGUCCAUCAAAUUUGCAGAGCGACGGUUCGAAACUGCCGAGUCCCCCUGGACCCUCAAGGGGAGAGCAGAACAAGAAGACGAUGAUGAGAUGAUGUGGGCGUGGGCUGGAAAAGAAGGAGGAUUAGACUUUCCGGCCUGGGCUGUCCAGGGAUACGGGUGCUGGAGCCCGGCGGAGAUGAGAGUCGAAGUCAAAAGCUGGCCGGGCUGGCAGGUUGCUGUUGAAUAG
Drepanopeziza brunnea f. sp. 'multigermtubi' MB_m1 is the source of this 324-nucleotide messenger RNA. Lineage: Eukaryota; Fungi; Ascomycota; Leotiomycetes; Helotiales; Drepanopezizaceae. The record is from RefSeq and is a predicted model, not a curated record.